UCGUGUAGGUAUAUAAGUGUGUGCCAUUUGUGUAUUUGUCACAGUCUCUAGCCUCAUCCUCUUGCAACACACACAAAACACUCAUCUCCAAAAUGAAAUCCGUGAUCGCAAUUGCUCUGCUGGUGUGCGCAGUGGCCGCCGGACCCAUCGACCCCAAGACUGCUGAGACCACGGUCCAAAAGUUUGACAACAUCGGUACCGGACCCUUCGCCUUCAGUUUCGAAACGAACGACGGCAAGUCGGUGUACGCUGAGGGUCAGCUGAAGAACUUGGGCACUGAAGGAGAGGCCCUCGAGGUUCGCGGCCAGUACUCUUACCCUGGUGACGACGGUGUUAUCUACACCAUCACCUACAUCGCCAACGAGCUCGGUUACCAGCCCCAGGGCGCCCACAUUCCCUAAGCCUGACGACCCCCGCAAGUUAACACCAGCUUCACUGCCGACUGAACACCAACAUAGUCGCUUGUAUAUAGAGUGAUGAUUUAAUAUAAGUUAUUCGUUAUUAAUAA
Molecule: messenger RNA, 508 nt
Organism: Papilio machaon (common yellow swallowtail)
Lineage: Eukaryota; Metazoa; Arthropoda; Insecta; Lepidoptera; Papilionidae
Product: flexible cuticle protein 12
Exons: 3
Coding region: 93-401 (102 amino acids)
Cellular component (GO): chitin-based extracellular matrix
Molecular function (GO): structural constituent of chitin-based larval cuticle
Source: RefSeq, a predicted model, not a curated record